AUGACACCCAAAAUCGCCAUCAUCGGUGCUGGUCCAGCUGGUCUGACCCUGGCCUCUAUCCUCUACCGAAAUGGUAUUACCUCCACGGUCUUCGAGAGUGAUGAAUCCCCCUCAGCGCGUCCGCAGGGUGGCUCUCUCGAUCUACAUCCUCAAACCGGCCAAGCAGCAUUGGAUGCCUGCGGUUUGACCCCGCAAUUCAAGAAAUACGCUCGGUAUGAUGGCCAGGAUUUAGUUCUCAGCGACAAACACCAUAAUAGACUCAUACAACUAAAGGAUACGGAGACCGGGAAACCCGAGAUUGAUCGCACACAGCUGCGAAAGAUCCUGCUUGACUCGCUCCCGGAAGGAGUUGUGAGAUGGAACGAGCAUCUCGUUUCCGCGACUGAAGAAACCCUGACAUUCAAAACUCACGUGGAGAGCGGCUUUGAUUUGAUUGUUGGUGCGGAUGGAGCGUGGUCGAAAAUCCGGCCAUUGUGUUGCUACGUUACGCCUUUCUAUGCCGGUAUUACGGGCAUUGAAUUGGUGUUGAACGAGACAAGCAGUAAACAUUCUGAGAUCUCAGCACUUGUUGGUAACGGCUCUGUUUUCGCCAUGGCGUCCGAUGAUGGACGGGGCUUGUCCUUUCAACGUAAUGACAACGACACAAUCAAAUGUUACGCGUGGUCCCGAAGACCAGAACACUGGGUCAAAGACGGGGGUUUGAACUGGGAGAAUCGCGCGGAGGUUUGCGCUGUUCUGAAGAAAGAUUUCGGGGACUGGUCGCCUGAGUUGACCCGCAUCAUUGACGAGUGCGACAACACUCCCACGCCGAGACCACUAUACAUGCUGCCCGUAGGAAUACGUUGGCCGUCGCAGAAAAAAGUCACCAUAAUCGGCGACGCAGCACAUCUUAUGACGCCAUUUGCAGGCGAAGGAGUGAAUAUGGCAAUGGCGGAUGGUAUGGACCUCGCCGAGGCGAUCAUUGCACAGCCAGAUAAUAUUGCCGCUGCGAUCCGGGAAAUGGAACCGAAAAUGUGUGAAAGAGCAACGGGAGCGGCGGGGAUUGCUUGGGAAAAUACGAUGCUGAGGUUCGAGCCUGGUGGAUUGAAAAGGACUGAGGAUAGAUUCAAAAGACUGUUCCAGAAAACUCAGGGCAAGGCAGGCGACGAUACUCAUUGA
Talaromyces proteolyticus is the source of this 1158-nucleotide messenger RNA. RefSeq names its product putative salicylate hydroxylase. The record is from RefSeq and is a predicted model, not a curated record. The coding region runs from base 1 to 1158 and encodes 385 amino acids. Lineage: Eukaryota; Fungi; Ascomycota; Eurotiomycetes; Eurotiales; Trichocomaceae. The transcript has a single exon. Gene Ontology annotation, molecular function: FAD binding.